UUUUUGAAUCCUAUAUAAGCCAGGCACACAAAGCUUAACCAACACUGCUGCUUUCCUCAGUCGUCUCUCUGAACCUUACGUCUUUUCUUUGGAAGCCAACAGGUGAAAAAUGAGUUUGUGCAGUAUCCUGACCAGUGCUGAUAUAACUGCAGCUGUCAAUGAAUGCAAAGCACCUGAUUCUUUUGACUUCAGAAAGUUCUUCAAGACAUGUGGUUUGAAACAGAAAACUGAAAGUCAGAUAAGAGAAGCUUUCCAUGUUCUUGACAAUGACAAAAGUGGCUUCAUUGAAGUAGAAGAACUUCAGAACUUUCUUCAGCUAUUUAGUAGUGGAGCGAGGCUUUUAACUGCUGCAGAAACCAAAACAUUUAUUUCAGCUGCAGACCAUGAUGGAGAUGGAAAGAUUGGAGAAGAUGAAUUUGUGGAGUUGGUACUACAUUAUUGAAUUACAAAGAGUAUCAGCUGUUCACAAUCAUGGAAAACCACAUGGUUACAAUCUACCUAUGUUUUUGAGAUAUACUUCUGUACUUUAUUUAUAAAUAAAGGCAGUAAUUUGAAA
Protopterus annectens (West African lungfish) is the source of this 556-nucleotide messenger RNA. Its product is annotated as parvalbumin, thymic CPV3-like. Gene Ontology annotation, cellular component: cytoplasm; nucleus. The record is from RefSeq and is a predicted model, not a curated record. The coding region runs from base 110 to 442 and encodes 110 amino acids. The transcript has 5 exons. Lineage: Eukaryota; Metazoa; Chordata; Ceratodontiformes; Protopteridae. Gene Ontology annotation, molecular function: calcium ion binding.